This is a messenger RNA of Lactuca virosa, 303 nucleotides long. The record is from the annotation of a GenBank genome assembly. Lineage: Eukaryota; Viridiplantae; Streptophyta; Magnoliopsida; Asterales; Asteraceae.
AUGCGAAAGCAUCUGGCAGAAAAGUUGAGGCCAGUCUUUGCAAUGCUUUACCGACUUGAAGGUUUUUCAUAUCAAAGCAUUAAUCAGAAACAAGGGGGAGAAGGUGUAUCUGGUGGAUCACGAAAAGAAGAACCCAAAGCUCCAGUCAAGCCUGUUGUCAAGCAGGAACCAAAGGGUAAGGAAAAACUGUUCAGUAAUGACCCUAUUAUUGACAAUGAAGAAGAAGAAGAGCCUGAUGAACAAGAACUACAAAGACGUAAAGCUCGUGAAGUCGAAAUGGAUGAGCACCAACGAAUCAUCUGA